AUCAUAAUAAAGUGUCGCGCACCUCAAAGGAGCAAAUAGAGUGCUACCUUAACUUUGUGCGGGUUCACCCGGAAAUAAAGUUGCACAAAAACGAUCCUUCGCGGCCGAAAAGAAUGGAGGAGCUUUGGGCGGAACUCUCCGCACAAUUAAAUGCCCUAAAAGGGCCCACCCGGAACCCCAUCAAAUGGAGAGAGAAUCUGACCCAUUGGAAAAACCAAGUAAGGUCACACGCAAGGAAAGCCAAGGCGCACAAUCUGGUGACAGGUGGCGGUCCCAGCUCAACAAUUGAGCUCUCUGAAAUGGAGCAGAGAGCGUUGGAUACGUUGGGGUCAGUCGCUGUUGAUGGGUUGACUGAUGUACCAGCCAUUGGCACAGAGGAAGAAGUAGUAUUCACAGCUGCACCAUCGCCCCUGAAUACGACUUCGGAUGCGUCCAAUUACGACACUCCGUCAUCGUCUCGCAGAAAAAAAAUGACGACGGACGAAAUGUUCCGCAAUUAUAUGGAUCGUAUGAAAGGGAAAGCCGAGGAGGAAAGAGAUUUCCGUAUUAAAACGUUAGAUUCAAUUAUUAAAUACACGGAGUCUAUCAAUAAUUUAGCGGCAGUGAUGGUGUCGCUUGCUCAAACUAUUGUGAAAAAAACAGAAGAGAAAAAGUGAAAAAUGUGUACAUUAAUUGAAUUAUUUAUUGCUGUGUUUUUUGUACAAAAAGUAAAAAACUCUCGUAAAAAACUCUGUAGAAUUGGUCUACCAAAACAUUUCAUUCUGUUGGUGUGAAUUAAUUCUGUGCAAGAAGGGUGAGUGAAUGAUGUUCGUGUGAAUUAACAACUGUUAACUCGAGUUAUUGUAGUUGCACGACUAGAAAGAAGUACAGUAGAACUCCAAUUAUCCGAACUCCGACUAUCCGAAUCGCCGAUUAUCCGAAUCACAAAAAAUUGUCCAAAAAAGUCUAAGUGCGCUAUUAUUUUUCCCCCGCGAAGCCAGUAAGAAACAAGAAUAUGUAGAGGAUGAUGAUGAUGUUGUCACUAGAGGAAAUAAGAAAAAUGAUUGUAACGGGUGAUUUUUUUGAGGUUAGGAUUUUCAUGCAUUAGUAUUUGACAGAUCACGUGGGAUUUCAGACAUGGUGUCAAAGAGAAAGAUGCUCAGUAUGCUUUGACAUUUCAUCAUGAAUAGACUUACUAACGAGCAACGCUUGCAAAUCAUUGAAUUUUAUUACCAAAAUCAGUGUUCGGUUCGAAAUGUGUUUUCCGCUUUUUUAUCGACAAAUUUUGUUCAGCGAUGAGGCUCAUUUCUGGUUGAAUGGCUACGUAAAUAAGCAAAAUUGCCGCAUUUGGGGUGAAGAGCAACCAGAAGCCGUUCAAGAACUGCCCAUGCAUCCCGAAAAAUGCACUGUUUGGUGUGGUUUGUACGCUGGUGGAAUCAUUGGACCGUAUUUUUUCAAAGAUGCUGUUGGACGCAACGUUACGGUGAAUGGCGAUCGCUAUCGUUCGAUGCUAACAAACUUUUUGUUGCCAAAAAUGGAAGAACUGAACUUGGUUGACAUGUGGUUUCAACAAGAUGGCGCUACAUGCCACACAGCUCGCGAUUCUAUGGCCAUUUUGAGGGAAAACUUCGGACAACAAUUCAUCUCAAGAAAUGGACCCGUAAGUUGGCCACCAAGAUCAUGCGAUUUAACGCCUUUAGACUAUUUUUUGUGGGGCUACGUCAAGUCUAAAGUCUACAGAAAUAAGCCAGCAACUAUUCCAGCUUUGGAAGACAACAUUUCCGAAGAAAUUCGGGCUAUUCCGGCCGAAAUGCUCGAAAAAGUUGCCCAAAAUUGGACUUUCCGAAUGGACCACCUAAGACGCAGCCGCGGUCAACAUUUAAAUGAAAUUAUCUUCAAAAAGUAAAUGUCAUGAACCAAUCUAACGUUUCAAAUAAAGAACCGAUGAGAUUUUGCAAAUUUUAUGCGUUUUUUUUUAAAAAAAAGUUAUCAAGCUCUUAAAAAAUCU
Molecule: messenger RNA, 1987 nt
Organism: Bactrocera dorsalis (oriental fruit fly)
Lineage: Eukaryota; Metazoa; Arthropoda; Insecta; Diptera; Tephritidae
Exons: 3
Coding region: 114-656 (180 amino acids)
Source: RefSeq, a predicted model, not a curated record